GGUGAUGGCGGCCGCGGCGGCGCUGCGGGGCCCCGGCCCAUGAGGCGGCCCUGGGCCCGCGCACCCGGCGGAGCCAGCGACGGAGUCAUGGCGGGAGUGUUCGACAUCGACCUGGACCAGCCCGAGGACGCGGGCUCGGACGAGGAGCUGGAGGAGGGGGGUCAGUUAAGUGAGAGCAUGGACCAUGGAGGAGUUGGCCAAUAUGACCUGGGCAUGGAACAUUGUGAGAAGUUUGAGAUUUCAGAGACCAGUGUGAACAGAGGCCCCGAGAAGAUCCGGCCCGAGUGCUUCGAGCUGCUGCGCGUGCUGGGCAAGGGCGGCUACGGCAAGGUGUUUCAAGUACGGAAAGUAACUGGAGCAAACACCGGGAAAAUCUUUGCCAUGAAAGUUCUUAAAAAGGCAAUGAUUGUAAGGAAUGCCAAGGAUACAGCUCACACGAAAGCAGAGAGGAAUAUCCUGGAGGAAGUGAAACAUCCCUUCAUUGUAGACUUAAUUUAUGCCUUUCAGACUGGUGGAAAACUCUACCUCAUCCUUGAGUAUCUCAGUGGAGGAGAACUAUUUAUGCAGUUAGAGAGAGAAGGGAUAUUUAUGGAAGACACAGCUUGCUUUUACUUGGCAGAAAUCUCAAUGGCACUGGGGCACUUGCAUCAAAAAGGAAUCAUCUACCGGGAUCUGAAGCCAGAGAACAUCAUGCUCAAUCACCAAGGUCAUGUAAAACUGACUGACUUUGGAUUAUGUAAAGAAUCUAUUCAUGAUGGAACAGUCACACACACAUUCUGUGGAACAAUUGAAUACAUGGCCCCUGAAAUCUUGAUGAGGAGUGGGCAUAACCGUGCUGUGGACUGGUGGAGUUUGGGGGCAUUAAUGUAUGACAUGCUGACUGGAGCACCUCCUUUCACUGGGGAGAACAGAAAGAAGACAAUUGACAAGAUUCUCAAGUGUAAACUCAACUUGCCUCCCUACCUCACACAAGAAGCCAGAGAUCUGCUUAAAAAGCUGCUAAAAAGAAAUGCUGCCUCACGUCUGGGAGCUGGUCCUGGAGAUGCUGGAGAAGUUCAGGCUCACCCCUUCUUCAGACACAUCAACUGGGACGAGCUGUUGGCACGAAAGGUGGAACCUCCUUUUAAACCCUUAUUGCAAUCUGAAGAGGAUGUGAGCCAGUUUGAUUCAAAGUUUACACGUCAGACACCUGUUGAUAGCCCAGAUGACUCAACUCUCAGUGAAAGUGCCAACCAGGUCUUUCUGGGUUUUACCUACGUGGCUCCAUCAGUACUUGAAAGCGUAAAAGAGAAAUUUUCUUUUGAACCAAAAAUCCGUUCCCCUCGCAGGUUCAUCGGUAGCCCAAGGACACCAGUCAGCCCCGUCAAGUUUUCCCCCGGGGAAUUCUGGGGAAGAGGUGCUUCUGCCGGCGCAUCGACCGCUCAGCCACCUGUGGAAUACCCGAUGGAGACGAGUGGGAUAGAACAAAUGGAUGUGACAGUGUGUGGAGAGGCUUCAGCACCGCUUCCAAUCCGGCAGCCAAACUCUGGGCCCUACAAAAAACAAGCUUUCCCCAUGAUCUCCAAACGACCAGAGCACUUGCGCAUGAACCUAUGACAGCACCACGGCUGGGAGCCGAGAACAGACGGGAGCCCCCUUGGAGCUGAAACACGAGGGCUUGUUUGGUUUACUUUUAAAAAAAGUGACAGUAUCAAAGAGUCAGUCAUUGCACAGAGAGACUUGGAAAGCAAAGAAAAAAAAACGGAUUUUUUUUUUUUUUUUUUUUUUUUUUUUUUUUUUCCUGUCAAUCAAUGGUGCAUAAAAAAAAAACAACAAACUUUAGCAAAUGGUAUUGCAGAACUCUAGGCACGUCAUCUAACGAUUCCAGUGACAUCUGCUCACCUUAUCAAGGAUUUCUCAGCUUGGAACUGACAGUAUUAAGGGUCAGGAUGUUGCUCCAGAAUCACUGGUGUAGUGAAUGUGUCGAGGAGGGUUAGCCCUUUCACUAGGCAGAGGAUGAAACGCCUGUGCUUGCAGCUGAGGGGUAAUUAGCAUGCAAGCUUCGUUAAGAGGUUUCCUACAACGGGGCGGAAUCAAAGAUGAAAGCUAAAAUUAAUUGGUAUCUCACGUUCAAAACAUAAUGAGUUUUUUUUAUAUAUAUAUAUACAAAAAAAAAUAUAUAUAUUUUUCAAAUAGAUUUUUUUGAUUCAGCUCAUUAUGGAAAGGAUCCCAAAAUUGCAAACGCAGAAUAAUUGGUGAAGAAAGUUGUUUGGUUGGUUUUUUUUUUCAAGGCUCUGGUUCUGAUUCUUCUCCUCAUCAAACAACAAAUCAAUAAGUGAACCACUGGCCAGCUUGGCAGUGUGGGGUGGGAGAGGACUGUUUUUCACUUGCUUCCCCAGCUGAAAUCCCUGUUCCUGCAGGGACCAACGGAUCUAAUCAGAGGCAAUGCUGCUAUGUUGUUCUAGGCUUAACUGGAAGCCACGGGCUCACACACGUCCUGCUUAUUUCAUCCCUGUCCUCAGCAGACAUUUCACUGGGAAACAUCACUUUUUUUUGUCCCCUUGUGCUGGUGCUGGGCUGGAGGCAGCUCAGCACAGCCAGGUUCUUACCCACAGCGAGAUCAGGAGACUGUGCAUCCCAUCACAAGGUCAGUAGAGAUCUAUAGCAAGUCCCCCAGGGAACAGAGACAAACCCUGCAUAGCAGAAGGAAAUAACUAUUUUUGUAACAGGUGGGUAAGAAUUUGAGGAUUUUUUUUUUUUAAAGUAUAAUAAUUAUUAAUAAAAUUUUGCUUACAGGAGUUCCCUGCCAUUAUACAUUUCUAAAUUUCUCCACGUUUUUUUUUUUCUAUGCUGGGGCAAUAAAUUUGCUGAUUGUACGAGAAAAAGUGUUCAAUGGCCUUUCAGUGAAUGUCUUCCACAGUGGGUCAGAACUUGAGCAACCUUCAUUUAGGAAACAUGUUCUAAGGACACUAUUUAUGUUUUUAAAACUGUCACACGAUCUGUACAACUGACUUACAGGUACAAAGAAUAAAAUAAAGGUAAACUUUACCUUCCUUAAAUAUAUACUUCCUGCCUUAAAGAAAGCAUUUCCAUGAGCAUAGCUGGUGAAAGGGUUAAAAUCUGCAGAGCUUUACACUAGUUUAGGGUGUGUCUGCUGUGUGUGUGUGUGUGGAGAUGAUCCAGCUGCAUCCAAGUCCUGUCACUUUUUGCCUGCCACACGUUGCAUUAUCCUUAGUCAAACUGUGCAAAGUCUACUUCUGGUGUUUCACAACAGUAGGGAUUUUUUUAUCCUAGAUUUCCGCUUACUCUGUGGAUACUGAACCUUUUUUGAGCCAUAGGAUCCAAGCCAUAAAACUCUCUCAAGCAUUGAAUCCGCUCAGUGCUCUUUGCUCAGAUUUGCAAGUUGGAAGGAUUCAGUGAUACCUUGAUACCAACAACAAAAAACUAGCAAAAAUUAAGAUUUUUUUUUUUCUUCCUUUUGUUAAAAAAGUUUUAAUUUCCUGAGGCAGAUGAAGUUCCCUUGCAGUGCCACAGGUUGUGCUGGAGGAUUGCCAUUGUUCAGGGGGGGCGUUGUGAAACCAAAACCCAAGUGCUCAGGAGCUGUUUGCACUCUGCAUAUCUGCAAACCUGGCUGCAUUCUGGAUUGCACUGUUUGCAUGGGGAAUAUCUGCCAAGGCCUCAACCUCCAGCCCCUGGAGCCUCUGUGCUGCUCGUUCCUGAGGUGCCCUGACGUGGCCACUGAGGAGAAAGGGACUUGCUUAAAAAAUAGUCAUUUUUGGAGGCAGAUCUCUCUUGGUCCCAGGUACAGCCACCGGUUGCUUUUUGCUUGGCUGGGUAGAUUGUCCAGUGGAAUUGGUUUAUUAUGGCUGGCAAGAAUGGCAAGAGUUGUUUGUCUGAGUUCACUGAGGAAUUACAACCCCCAACUCAUCGGUUUUCCAAGGAAAUUCCAUGUACUGUCAAUGUUUCAUCCCAUAGGUUCUAAGUUGAAUUCCCUACCAUGACUGUGAAACUUUGGGAGUGUGACUCAGACAGCAAGCACACACUAUGCAAUAUGGUUUAUCCUGUAUUUAUUUGUAAAAAGAUCAGACAUAGAUCCUCUAUAUAUAUAUAUAAUAGUGUCAAAAUUACUAGUUGUGAACUGAGGGGAGUGGAGUUGUAGCUCCUGUCUGGCUAUUUCAGAUAAGUGCAGAAUGCAUUGAAUAUUGGAGAGCUUAACAAGUGCUUUCUUUUGUUCAUUUAAAAAUGUCUUAAAUUUUUCAUUAGAGUAUAGAAUCUUAUUUUUUUUAUUUUGUACAAGCUGCGCUUUUUUAAUUAUAAUCACUGAAAAAUUCACUAUAAUUUGAUUUUAUAGGAUUUUUGUAGCAUUACAAAAAUAUAGUAAAACCGAGGUUAAUACCUGUUGUGGCUAACCAUAUAAAAAGUAUUAAAUCUUAAACUUGAACAAAAGUCAUAUUUUUUUUUACUAGAUGUUAAAUAGGGAAAUAUUUUGUUCUGCAGGUCAUUCUCAGAAAAGGUUUCUAGGUCAGCUGUGUUACCAGCAGUUUUUCUUUUUCCCAUUUGAUGCAGAAACUCUUCUGGUAUAAGAUAUUCCGAAUUCCAUCAGUUUUCUUGUGGGAGUGAUGCAUUUGACGCCAUUCGUGUACUAAAUUGUAAUUUUGGGAAUGCUGGAAUAAUUCCUACCAAGACUGUCUUAAUUGUGCCAUCUGACAUUUGAAUGUCAUCCUGGUAUUAGCUCAUAAUAAAAGAUAAAAAUCAACGAGUCAA
Molecule: messenger RNA, 4743 nt
Organism: Pipra filicauda (Wire-tailed manakin)
Lineage: Eukaryota; Metazoa; Chordata; Aves; Passeriformes; Pipridae
Gene: RPS6KB1
Product: ribosomal protein S6 kinase B1
Exons: 15
Coding region: 40-1596 (518 amino acids)
Biological process (GO): cellular response to insulin stimulus; protein phosphorylation; signal transduction
Molecular function (GO): protein serine/threonine kinase activity; ATP binding
Source: RefSeq, a predicted model, not a curated record